This is a messenger RNA of Ictalurus punctatus (channel catfish), 4668 nucleotides long. It is a transcript of the gene igf2bp3, whose product is annotated as insulin-like growth factor 2 mRNA binding protein 3. Gene Ontology annotation, molecular function: mRNA 3'-UTR binding. The record is from RefSeq and is a predicted model, not a curated record. The coding region runs from base 651 to 2453 and encodes 600 amino acids. Gene Ontology annotation, cellular component: cytoplasm; nucleus; cytosol. Lineage: Eukaryota; Metazoa; Chordata; Actinopteri; Siluriformes; Ictaluridae. The transcript has 16 exons. Gene Ontology annotation, biological process: nervous system development; regulation of gene expression.
AGUUCGCCGAGAUGAAUACUACAGGAGUCUGCACGGAAUCCCUCAGUCCACACAGCCAGGUUUUACCUCAAAUCCAUUCUCUCCUUCAUUACCCAGUCUCUACCCACACGCCAGUCUUUCUCAAAAGUCCUGCACUUAUCCUAAUUGAUCAAGCGGCACUCCUCACUCACGUGGAGGAAUUGAUUUGCAGUUUGAACACGUGGCUCACUUAAAAAAAAAAAAAAAAAAAAACAACAAAAAAAAACGGAAUAACCGUGGGGUUGUUGGUCCCAUUGUCUUCCCUCGAUUUUAUUUGGAGGCGGCGCCCGCAUUAACGUGUGACUUUUUUUUCUUCCCCUGUCACGUUGGUUAAGAACUUCGGACGAAGACACACAAAAAAGUAGUUAUUUUUUCCUUUGAAGUCUGAAAACAAGAGAGGGAGGACAUGCAAUAAGAUAUUGGAGGCAGCCAGUGCGCAGUUCCCGUCCAUCAUAAUUCUCUUGUAUCUAUCCAGCAGCUUUGGAGCGAGUGAGGAGAACACGCCCGCUCCGGCUGAUAGACAGUGCGCCGCUCUCUCACAGCACUGCCCGUCCGAGGGACGCGAUUAAAAAGGGCUUUUGCAAAACACGGUCGCUUUUGCUUUCUUUUUCUCCCCUUAACCGCGCGGCAACAUGAACAAGCUAUACAUCGGUAAUGUAAGCGAGCAGACGAGCGCGCUCGACUUGGAAACUAUCUUUGAGCAGUGGAAGAUACCGUUCAGCGCGCCCUUUUUAGUCAAAAGUGGCUACGCGUUCGUGGACUGCCCGGACGAUAAGAUCGCGAUGAAGGCCAUUGACACACUUUCAGGAAAAGUAGAACUUCACGGAAAACUUCUAGAGGUAGAGCAUUCAGUCCCCAAGCGUCAAAGGAGCUGUAAACUGCAGAUCAGGAAUAUCCCACCACACAUGCAAUGGGAGGUAUUGGAUGGAUUAUUAGCUCAGUAUGGCACAGUGGAGAGUUGUGAACAAGUCAACACGGACACGGAGACAGCCGUAGUAAAUGUGCGUUAUGCAGUUAAGGAGCAGGCCAGACAAGCAGUUGAGAAACUGAAUGGUUUCAUGAUGGAAAGCUAUGCACUGAAGGUAUGCUACAUACCAGAUGAAUCUGUGCUCUCCGAUCCCCCGGCAGUGGGCAGCAGGAGAGGAGGGGCCCCACGUGGUGCACCACGCCAGCCCUCACCCCCUCUGGGUACCCGCCCUAAGUUGCAGUCUGACAUUCCACUGCGCAUGCUCGUGCCCACCCAGUUUGUGGGUGCCAUCAUUGGCAAAGAGGGUGCUACCAUUCGCAAUAUUACCAAACAGACGCACUCAAAAAUUGACAUCCAUCGUAAGGAAAAUGCAGGUGCAGCAGAGAAACCCAUAACAGUCCAUUCGACUCCAGAAGGCUGUAGCUCUGCCUGCAGGAGCAUCAUGGAGAUCAUGCAGAAGGAGGCCCUAGACACAAAAAUCACUGAAGAGAUUCCUCUGAAGAUUUUGGCUCAUAAUAACUUUGUGGGGCGACUGAUUGGAAAAGAGGGUCGCAAUUUGAAAAAAAUUGAGCAAGACACUGGGACCAAAAUCACCAUCUCACCUCUCCAGGACCUGACUCUGUAUAACCCAGAGCGAACAAUCACAGUCAAGGGCUCAACAGAGGCAUGUGCCAGAGCUGAAGAGGAGGUCAUGAAGAAAAUCAGAGAGGCCUAUGAGAAUGAUGUGGCUUCCAUGAAUCUCCAAUCUAAUCUGAUUCCUGGUUUGAAUUUGAAUGCUCUGGGUCUUUUCCCGGGUGGGACAGCAGCAGCAGUAUCCCCCUCUAUGGUGCCAGGACCCUUUUCUGGACCACAAGCUGGAUACCCAUCCUUUGGGUGCAGCGUGUUUCCAAGUGAGGUGCCGUUUUGGUCCUCCGGUGAUAGCCCAUCCCUCUCUCAGCCAGAGUCAGAGACUGUGCAUCUCUUCAUCCCUGCACUGGCAGUGGGCGCCAUCAUUGGGAAGCAGGGCCAGCAUAUAAAGCAGCUCAGUCGUUUUGCUGGUGCAUCAAUAAAAAUUGCUCCAGCUGAUGGGAUGGAUGCCAAGCAGAGGAUGGUCAUUAUUUCAGGACCACCAGAAGCCCAGUUCAAGGCUCAAGGACGUAUCUUUGGAAAGCUGAAGGAAGAGAACUUUUUUGGCCCAAAGGAAGAGGUUAAACUAGAAGCUCACAUUAAAGUGCCAUCAUUUGCUGCUGGCAGGGUCAUUGGUAAAGGUGGCAAAACGGUGAAUGAACUGCAGAACCUAACUAGUGCAGAGGUGGUUGUCCCCCGUGAUCAGACACCGGAUGAAACUGAUCAAGUGGUAGUGAAAAUUACUGGGCACUUCUAUGCAAGCCAGCUGGCUCAGCGAAAGAUUCAGGAGAUCCUCUCACAGGUGAGGCGGCAGCAGCCCAAAGUGUCACCUGCUGGGGCUCCAAUACCACGGAGGAAAUAAUUUGCCAAGAGCGGGACAUGGGACAUGCCCAUCUCUGGAGUUCACCCCACCUAUUCUUAAACCCCACCCACCUCCUGGAAUUUCUACGAGAAUCUAUUUUGUUCUAAACAUGAGAACACUGCUAUGAAAACUAGUCUCCCCUUCACUGCCGUAAUGUGGUAACUGCACAAUCUUCUUUUCUUUUUCUUUUUUUUCUUGUUUUUCCCCUUUAACUCUAUUUUGUGUAUUGGUUUUGAGUUUCUCAUGUAAAAGUCAAGGCAUUGCUCUCCUAGCCUGGCUAGGGGUGGGGUCAUAAAAGCUCUGGGUAUGAGACGGGACCGGAAGUGGUGUGUUCAGAAAUAUUUUGUCCCAGUAUUGCUAAUGGCAUUUUAUAAAUUCAGAUGCAUUUUAUAAAGAAAAGUGUGUGUGUGUGUAUAUAUAUAUAUAUAUAUAUAUAUAUAUAUAUAUAUAUAUAUAUAUAUAUAUAUAUAUAUAUAUAUAUAUAUAUAUAUAUAUAUAUAUAUAUAUAUAUAUAUAAAAUAAAAAAUAUAUAUGAAAUACGAAAGGUGGCAGAGCAACACUGCCACUAAUGAUUACAGGAAGUGUUGGUGUUAACCAGGAAACCAAGUUAUAUGCAUUUUUACUGAUCUACCUCAGGCUAGAGUACCUCAGAAAAAAAGUAAAUGAUAUAUAUAUGGAAAAAUGUUCCUUUCUUUUUUUAUUUUGCUUUGUGGUAUUUUGUAUACUUUAUAAAACCUAAUAGUUCUUGAACAUUUUUAUUUUUUUAGAAAAAGCCUGUUAACACAAGACCCUCAAGCCCCACAUUUUUUUAUGAUGCAGACAGUUAAUAACUGUACAUAAGAAUGUCUGCACAUGUAGGUAGGUGUGAGGUUUAAGGGCUUGCUGUUCGCAGAUAAGAAUAUUAUAAAGCGCCUCAGUGUUGCCGAGGAGCCACCUUCUUCUGGAAACAUCAAAAAACAAGAUAUAAAUGCGAAAAAAAUGCUGACCAUACAUAUUGCAGCAAUGCCAUUUAGUUUAGCAAUUAUAACAUUAACAUUUUGGCAUGUACAUUUUCCCACAAACGUUAAGUUGGCAUUCAGGGAUUAGCUUCAGCGUUCAGGGAUCGUGUUAAGUCCUGCUGUAAGACACUGAUGCGCCUUCAUCAGAUUAUCACAUCCCAGCCCUUUGUGGAACAUGUGCAUUUUUCUUUUCCCAGCCUUUAAUUUUGACAUUUGUAAGUUGGCUUCCAUCACACCAGGCUUUUCCACACUGCAAACAUUUUUGUCAAGUGUCUGUCACUGCAUGGUGAGGGUUGGGGGAGUUGCACUGGUUUAAAAUGCUUUUGAUGUUACAAUGGAUGCAUCUUUAUAGCCAGCAGUAAUGUAGAAAUGGAUGUGAUUUAUUAUUUUUUAUUUUAUUCAAAAUUAGAAAUAAAAGAGAAAAAUAAUUAAUCUUUUAGAUAUAUGGAGGAAAACAGUGUUUUUUUUUUUUUUCUCACAAGAAUGUAAAUGAUUGUGGUAAAAGAGCGUAUUCAUGCUUCCACACUAGUAAUAAUGUCUACCUCAGCUGAGUCAAGAGUGGGUGGCGUUGAAGCUUGUGCCUCUCACUACAUUAUUAAAAAUCUGUGCCGAUACAUUGAGUCCCUUGUGAGCACUUGUGUUCUGCUUUGGCUCAGUGUAUCGUGCCUUCAUUCACAGGAGGGGCACAAGUGGUGAUCUGUGUGGGUGUUUUUUUUGUUUUUUGUUUUUUUUUGUUCACCCCCCCCCCCCCCCCCCCCCCCCCCCGGACUAUUGUUGAUCUACCUCUUGGACACAUUUGGAUUAGAGACGUAUAAUUUUUUUAGAAUUUAGGGUCAACUUUCAGUUCCUUUUCUGUACCAGAAAAAAAUUGUUUAAAAAAAAUCAUGUAUGGUUAUAUUUGACAAAUGAGUGAUUUUUAAUAUUUUUCUUUUUGCCUACAUUGUGAUCUGAUUACUGAUUUAAAUCCUCCAUAUGUUGCUUUUUCUGUUUUUUUGGUUUUGGUGGUGUGGCUUCCAUGUAUUGGGCUUUUUCAUGCAGAGAUAUAGCAAGACAUUGUUCAUUUGGGAUUUGAUCAAUAACCCAGAGGUUUUUCUUUUGAUUUUGUUUUCUUUAAAAUGGACUCGCCUUCUGAUUUAUGAACUACAAUUGAGUCAAGUUUUCCCUCAAUACUUAUGUAAAAUGAUGCUAGCAUUUAUUCUAAUAUACAGUUUCUUGGC